Messenger RNA from Solea senegalensis (Senegalese sole), 1126 nucleotides. RefSeq names its product agouti signaling protein, nonagouti homolog (mouse) 2b (gene asip2b). Gene Ontology annotation, molecular function: type 1 melanocortin receptor binding; neuropeptide hormone activity. The transcript is spliced from 3 exons. NCBI's taxonomy places the organism in Eukaryota, Metazoa, Chordata, Actinopteri, Pleuronectiformes, Soleidae. Gene Ontology annotation, biological process: positive regulation of feeding behavior; adult feeding behavior; hormone-mediated signaling pathway. Gene Ontology annotation, cellular component: extracellular region. The coding region runs from base 103 to 450 and encodes 115 amino acids. The record is from RefSeq and is a predicted model, not a curated record.
AAAGAAACUAAAGUGAGCGUUUGUAGCAGAAAGAGGACGUGAUAUAUACGUAUAUAUAUAUUUUCUUUUUUCCCUUUCAUGUCAUCAACAGAUUGAUUUAGAAUGAAAAUCAGCGGCAAACACUUGUUGUGCUUCUUUCUGCUCAGCCUCCCGCUGUCCUGGGCAGAGGACACCAAGCAGAAUGAGAGGAACACAGAGAACAACGCAGUUUUGAGCCCAGCAAAAUCCAGACGACUGUUUGCAAGGCAAAAGAUUUCUUCAUCAAAGGAAAAUCGAAUUCCUAAGCGCAGGUCAGACUCCGUGAGCCCGGCUCGUCGAUGUGGCCACUUGAUGGACAGCUGCUCCAGCCGCGUGCCGUGCUGCGACCCCUGUGCCUCCUGUCGGUGUCGACUCUUCAACAGCGUCUGCCACUGCUGGAGGAUGAGCCACGUGUGCUUAAAGAGGGCAUAGAUGUCACACACAAAUGCAUUUUGCCAUGUGAAGACACCACAACACAUCAUUUAUAGCAUUAUAUUGGUGUUUUAUACUGGGGAAAAUGCCAAAAAAUGUGCUGCCCAGUACAUAGCAUGUGUGGGUUUGUCUCUUUGUGCAGCACCAGUGCAGUUUCGGCCGCACGAUCACAUUUCAGUGAGAAUUAGGAACAAAAACAAAAAGUCUAGGGUGAAAGGUGAGGGUUCUUCCUGUUUUUGGUGGCGUCCACAUCACUGCAUGUGAAAGAGAGACAGAUGUGAAUUGAAUAAACUGAUGACAAUGGAUUUCUGUCAGGUUUAAAUAUAUUUGGAAAAACAAGAACUAAAACACACACACAGAAAUGCUUAUAACAUAUUGUUUGCAGGUGUAACAGGAGGAGUUGUUGCCCCGAGUGUUUUCUGCACAAUGCUGCUGCUUUUGAAUACCUCAAUCUUUAUAAAUCCUGCUGGACACCAACGACUGGUGAAAUAUACUUUUCUGUGUCUCCCUUUGAGUUGAGCCUGAGAGAGAGAAGUUGUUCUGCGAUCCAAAAAAUGAAGAUUUUCUAAUUAUUGUUCGAUUAUUAUCAUUUUAAAGUAUCUUACUUUGUGUAGCUUUAUGAGCAAAGUUAUAGUUCAAAUGUUGUGCUGUUAAAUAAAUACUUUAGAAGCCUGUA